GGCACGAAAGAGAGUAAAACCCUAAGUGUCGUUUCUCUUUUAUCUUCUCCUAAGAAACUCCUACCUUAACCAGUCUCGCCGCCUCUGGAAACUCACAGAGCGACCGUCCGGUACUACUCGACUGAAAAAAGCUCCGUUCUACAUUCACUAGUUUUGGUAAUGGAACAUAAACUAGCCACUGCUGAGAAGAAGGUGCUGGUAGAGCUGGUGAAGCUAGUGCAGAAGAAAGGUUUAGAAGGAGAGAAGGGAGGAUGGAAGGAGUUUCUAAACUCUUACGACAAGAGAUUCGGAGCGAGUCUCAGCGAUCCUUCGCGACGCUCCAAUGAUGUAUUGGUCGCUUUUCUUUUGAGUUUUGACAAGGAGGAAGAUAGGCAGCUAUUGGCUAGGGUUCUUCAGUGUGAUGCUAAUCGUAAUCUGAUUGAGAAAUUCAAGCAGGAAUCCCCUGAUAAAGAGACUCCUGAGCAGAGGCUAGUUCGAAUGACUAUUACGCAUCCUAGGUACCCUAUCUACUAUGCUUUCCCUUCCCACGCCGAGGAUUGGUUUGUAACUAAGUCUGGCAAGAAGCAGUCAAAAGUGAUCAAGUCAACCAGAAUGCUUGCUAUUGAUUGUGAGAUGGUUACCUGUGAAGAUGGCAGUGAGGCUGUUGUUAGGGUUGCUGCUGUGGACCGUGAUUUAAAGGUGGUUCUUGACAAAUUUGUGAAACCGAGCCUACCCGUUAUUGACUAUAAGACGGAAAUCACUGGAGUUACUGCUGAGGAUCUUGAGAAAGCCACUCUGUCUGUUGCUGAUAUUCAGAAAAAACUGCGGAGGUUUCUUUCUAAGGGAACUAUUUUAGUUGGUCACGGUUUGCACAAUGAUCUUCAAGUGUUGAAGGUAGAUCAUGCGAGAGUAAUCGAUACCUCUCUUGUCUUCAAGUAUUCCGGUGCAAACAAUUCUCGAACACCUUCUUUGUUAAAUCUAUGCAAGUCUGUUUUGGAUGAGGAACUGCGAAUGGAGGGUGCUGCUCACAAUUGCGUUCACGACGCUGCCGCUGCUAUGAAGCUUGUACUUGCUGUUGUGGAGAAAGGAGUAGAGACCUCGAUCCCACAAACUGAAAAAAUGUUGGAGGUUGAGAAGACAAUACAGGAGGCGAAGAAGGCAAGUCUCUAUCUUCAUAAGAUCCCUCGUAAUGUCCCUUCUCAAGAGUUAAAAGGAGUUAUUACGGGAGAUUUCAAAGUCGAGGUUAAGCCACCAAAGAAGCUAGGAGGUUAUUAUAGCGCAGAAGUUGUUUUUAGUAGUCAAGACGAAGCAAAUCAAGCAUUUGAUAACGUUGAUGGAGAUAUAGUCAAGGAUAAAAUGGGUUUGUCACAAAAAAUGGUUGAGUUUCAACCGAGUUCUGGAUCAGUAUCCAGACUAUACGUUCGUAAAAAUGUUCAAGACGCUGAAGUCUCUGCCAAGAAGAGAAGUAACACAGAGGAGAUCAAAGUGAGUUCUAAGAGGCGGAAGAGGGAGAAUGAUGCUAAGGAGACAAGAGAAGAGAAUGUAAACCAUUGCAGCAGCCGAGAGAGCAAAUGUGAAAAUCAUAUAAAGGAAAUUGAAGAACUGAAGGAGAAUCAUAUAAAGGAAACCGAAGAACUGAAGGAGAAUCAUAUAAAGGAAACUGAAGAACUGAAGGAGAAGCUCAAAGCUAAUGAACUGAAGCUCAAAGCUAAAGAACGUGAGGUUGAGGCGCAGGAUAAGAUGAUAACUAACCUCAAAAAGAAACUGAAUCAAAGGUGAAAGACUUAACGUUUAAUCAUCAUCCGUAUCAGAUACUAUUUUGUUCCAAAUUUUUAUUUUUAUCAGUUGAAACUCGUGAGAUUUUGUAUUGUAUUCGAUGAAACCAGUGCACACCAAACUAUUUAUUUUGAUAUCUAAGGUGAAAAAAGAAUAUGAAGUGAAAACUCA
This is a messenger RNA of Brassica oleracea var. oleracea, 1926 nucleotides long. Its product is annotated as small RNA degrading nuclease 3. Lineage: Eukaryota; Viridiplantae; Streptophyta; Magnoliopsida; Brassicales; Brassicaceae. Gene Ontology annotation, cellular component: nucleus. Gene Ontology annotation, molecular function: nucleic acid binding; exonuclease activity. The record is from RefSeq and is a predicted model, not a curated record. The transcript is spliced from 10 exons. The coding region runs from base 160 to 1758 and encodes 532 amino acids.